Messenger RNA from Vanessa atalanta (red admiral), 1878 nucleotides. It is a transcript of the gene Had1, whose product is annotated as lambda-crystallin. NCBI's taxonomy places the organism in Eukaryota, Metazoa, Arthropoda, Insecta, Lepidoptera, Nymphalidae. Gene Ontology annotation, molecular function: oxidoreductase activity, acting on the CH-OH group of donors, NAD or NADP as acceptor; NAD+ binding. The transcript is spliced from 6 exons. The coding region runs from base 130 to 1101 and encodes 323 amino acids. The record is from RefSeq and is a predicted model, not a curated record. Gene Ontology annotation, biological process: fatty acid metabolic process.
UAAAACUUGUUGCCGAUAACUAGUUUGCGUCAGUUUAGUUGCUCCGCUAACACUCAGUCUCCAAUUCACCAUUCUCUCGGGUGACACGAGCGAAGGAUAUUGUGUUGCAAUUCAAAAAGUCUGUGUAAAAUGGCGCCAAAGCUUAAGACUGAGAAAGUUGGUAUAGUUGGCAGUGGUCUCAUUGGGAGGUCAUGGGCGAUGCUCUUCGCUUCAGUCGGCUACCAAGUGACAAUCUUCGAUAUUAUUCCAAAGCAAGUCUCGGACGCACUCGAAGAUAUUAAGGUCCAACUAAAAACAUUGGAAAAAGACGGCUUACUACGUGGCAGCCUCAACGCUGAUGAGCAAUUUAGCUGUAUCAAAGGGUCUACGAAUUUAGCGGUAGCUGUAAAAGAUGCGAUUUUCGUCCAAGAAUGUGUGCCAGAAAACCUAGACCUAAAGAAAAAAGUAUUCCAAGAUUUGGACAAAGUUGUAGAUGAUAAAACUAUUCUCUCCAGUUCAACAAGUACAACACUGCCUUCACUGUUCUCUGCAGACUUAAAACACAGAUCACAAGUCGUUGUAUCGCAUCCAGUAAAUCCUCCUUAUUACGUGCCGUUAGUUGAAAUAGUACCAGCUCCAUGGACGAAGCCCGAGGUAGCCAAGAAGACCAGAGAAAUAAUGAUAGAGAUUGGACAGGAGCCAGUAUCGCUGUCCAGAGAGAUUGACGGCUUUGUAUUAAAUCGUAUUCAGUACGCCAUUUUAAAUGAAGUCUGGCGUUUGGUUGAUGACAAAGUCGUGGACGUUAAAGACGUCGAUAAAGUUAUUUCGGAAGGACUGGGAAUGCGUUACGCUUUCCUCGGCUCCUUAGAAACGGCGCAUUUGAAUGCUGAAGGCAUGAAGAGUUACAUUGAAAGAUAUGGAGAAACUAUCCAUAGUGUGAGUAAUACGUUUGGUGACAUACCACGGAUGACCACGUCUAAGAGCGCGGAUACAAUCUGCGCACAAUUAGACGCGAUGGUCCCCCUGGAGCGACUGCCCGAGCGCCGCGCGUGGCGGGACGCGUGUCUCACGCGAUUGGCGCUCCUUAAGAAGGAAAUGAACACCAAAUACAAGAAAAAUUAAAAUUCAAAUGCCAAAGAGUUAUGUUAAAACAAUGCACAUGGUAUAUUUUAUAAACUGUACAACUGUUCCUAUUUAUUCAUUAAGCAAUCGUUCGGCUUUAUAAGAUCAGUUAUGUGAUACGUGUGUCAUUAGUUCUUAUAUAUAAAAUGUUAAAAGCAAAAUGAAAAGAUUUCAAAAAAUUAUUUUCUAUUAAAAGAACAAAGCAACCUUGUUAAUAUUUUAUUGAAUAAAAAUGUAAAACCAUACAAAUUGUAAGCUUUUUAUUGUUCAUAAGUAGGUAAUAUCAAUUUAUUUGAAGGAGGUACGUACUUAGGGAAACAAUAUUAACUUAAUCGUAGUUGUUGCAGCAAUAAGUGCAAUGAAGUGGUUGCGAUAACAAUAAGCAGGCUCCUAACAUAAUGUAUGAGGAUUAUUUAGAUAAAAAACUAUACUAAUCAUUUCAUCUAGAAAAUUUCCAUAACUUGUUCUACUUAUAUAAUAUAAAACUAAUGGAUUAUUAAUUGUAUGUAUAAUUAAUUACUUUUAUAUUUUAUAUUUAAUUACUUUUUAUUUAUUUAUAUAUAUGUAUAUAUAUAAAAACGUUUAAGGGUUCGCAUUUUCCUAUUUUUGAAAGAAUCCUUUAUUUUAAUUAAUUAUUACUUUAGCAUAGUAAAAAGUAAAAACGAAUAAUGAUUUAUUUUACUUUACCAAAAUGGAUACAGGUACCUAGUACCUAACUUAUAAAUGUAACCACAAAUAAUGUUUUAUAUUACAGUUUACGUACUUGAAGUUCUCAAA